CUCACAUGCCGUAUAAAUGUACAAAAUGCCGUAUAAAAGAACAAAAGCAAUCACCAGGUGUAAUCAAGGUAUUCCGAAUGAGUAGCUGUGCUUUAUUUUCCCUCACAUGCCGUAUAAAAGUACAAUAUGCCGUAUAAAGAACGAAAGCAAUCACCAGGUGUAAACAAGGUGUUCCGAAUGAGUAGCUGUGCUUUAUUUCCCCUCACAUGCCGUAUAAAAGUACGAAAUCAAUCACCAGGUGCAAUCAAGGUAUUCCGUAUGGGUAGCUGUCCUUUAUUCCCCUCACAUGCC
Geodia barretti is the source of this 291-nucleotide messenger RNA. The record is from the annotation of a GenBank genome assembly. Lineage: Eukaryota; Metazoa; Porifera; Demospongiae; Tetractinellida; Geodiidae.